CUAGGGUUUUGGCAUAUGCUCGUUUAUAAGGCACAAGAAACCCUAGCCGCAUAUAUUGUGACCUCCCUCGAGACGAAAAUGGUUACUUUCAGGUUUCACCAGUACCAGGUUGUCGGAAGAGCUCUCCCGACAGAGAAGGAUGUUCAACCUAAGAUUUACCGGAUGAAGCUCUGGGCAACGAACGAGGUUCGCGCCAAGUCCAAGUUCUGGUAUUUCUUGAGGAAGUUGAAGAAAGUUAAGAAGAGCAAUGGUCAGAUGCUUGCCAUCAACGAGAUCUUCGAGAAGAACCCGACAACCAUCAAGAAUUUUGGAAUCUGGUUGAGGUACCAGAGCAGAACCGGAUACCACAACAUGUACAAGGAGUUCCGCGACACUACCUUGAACGGAGCUGUGGAACAGAUGUACACAGAGAUGGCAUCCCGACACCGUGUCAGGUUCCCUUGCAUCCAGAUUAUUAAGACAGCCACUGUCCCUGCCAAGCUGUGCAAGAGGGAGAGCACCAAACAGUUCCACAACAGUAAAAUCAAGUUCCCCUUGGUGUUCCGCAAGGUGAGACCACCAAGCAGGAAGCUCAAGACCACUUACAAGGCCUCCAAACCCAACUUGUUC
Molecule: messenger RNA, 609 nt
Organism: Thlaspi arvense
Lineage: Eukaryota; Viridiplantae; Streptophyta; Magnoliopsida; Brassicales; Brassicaceae
Source: the annotation of a GenBank genome assembly